AUGGCCAAAGGCGCACGCGCAAGCAGCAAAAAGGCGAACCGCACCAAGCUGCGCGCCCGAGUUUUCGGCCCCGUCGAGCAGGCACGCGCCGAGCGCCUGCACGCCAAACUUCUCGAGACGAUUGCCCAGCCCAAGCCCGAGAGGACUGAGAUGGAGACCGAAGAAACCAACACCACCGACGAUGCCGCCAAGGAGGACUUGCCCAAAGAUAUGGACGUCGACGGCACCGCCACCUCUGCGAAGAGCUCGAGCUCGCGCAAGACCAAGGACAAGAGCCAGACCCGGAAACAACUGCGACGCAAGCCCCAGAACAAGGUCUCCUUCCCUACCUCGCGAGGCAAGGGCGCACUGAAGCCCAAUGGUGGACGUCCCAGCGGCCCCGGCCGUAUCGGCAAACGACGAGCAUGA
Molecule: messenger RNA, 408 nt
Organism: Alternaria novae-zelandiae
Lineage: Eukaryota; Fungi; Ascomycota; Dothideomycetes; Pleosporales; Pleosporaceae
Exons: 3
Coding region: 1-408 (135 amino acids)
Cellular component (GO): preribosome, large subunit precursor
Source: RefSeq, a predicted model, not a curated record